AUGAGCGCCAUAAACAGCAGCUUUUUCUCGGUGGAGACCGAGUUCCAUGGACAAUUCCAUAUCGUACGGACGAAGCCGCCAUUCGUUGUGCUGCUGGUGUUUGUGAGCUGUGCCCUGGGAGCUCUGUUGAGGACCAUUCUGAAGGAAUCAAACUUUCCUAUUAAUGUAAUUCUUUGUUCGAUUGGAGUUCUCCUUGGAGUAGUGGGCUACUUUGUAAAGGAGUUUACUAUUUUGACAGAAUACAUUGCAGAGAUUGAUCCGAUCCUGUUUCUUCAUAUGUUCACACCUGUUAUAAUAUUUACUGCUGCUUUUGAAAUGGAUUUUUAUACAUUUCGGAAAUCAUUUUGGCAGAUAUUGCUACUUUCAGUUCCUGGCCUUUUGCUGAAUUGUACUUUAAUUGGAUGGUUCACUUAUAAAAUCAAUAAGUAUAACUGGAACUGGCACGUUAGCAUGUUGUUUGGAACCAUUCUUAGCCCAACAGAUCCUAUCCUCUCUGUGGCUUCCGUGAAAAACAUUGGUCUUUCAAAAAUCGUCAUUAAUCUAAUUAAAGGAGAGUCUUUGUUCAAUGAUGCUACCACUGCAAUUGUUUUUGAACUUUACAGGAAUCUUGUAUCUGACCCACAUACUGAAUUUGCUAAAGAAAUUAUUAUUAAACUAAUAUUAAAAUUUUUUGCAAGUACCAUAUUUGGAUUUUUGAGUUCAAGAAUAGUUAUAUAUUGGCGGUCUCAUGUCUUCAAUGAUGGAUUAACUGGAAUAAUGCUAAGCUUCUCAAUGACAUACCUGAUUUUCUUCAUUGCUGAAUGGAUUGGAAUGUCUGGUGUUAUCUCUCUCACUGUUUUGGGAAUUCUUUUACAUUCUGAAAACUUUAGUCCAGGGGUUCAUGAAUUUAACCUUAGGUUCUGGUCAAUGCUGACAUUUUUGGCUCAUGUUAUGAUAUUCAUUAUAACUGGAAUUGUGAUAGCUGUAAAAGCCAUUCCACAUGUGACUAUUCAUGAUUUGUUUUAUAUCUUAACAUUCUAUCUUGCAUUGAAUCUUAUAAGAGGUCUAGUUGUUUUGUUCUUGAGCCCUCUUCUGAGCCACCUUGGUUAUGGAUUUAACUGGCGCUGGGGAGCUGUCAUUGUCUGGAGUGGAAUGAGGGGUAUUUUUACUUUGAAUAUGGCUCUUGGGAUUAGCCAGUCAAAAGAUCUGGGUAUAGCAGCAAUGAAGAACACGAUAUUACUGCAUGCAGUAACAGCAUCAUUAAUGACUUUGAUGAUUAAUUCUACCACGGUGAAAAAGCUGGUGACAACAUUGGGUCUAUGUAAUAUUACUCUUCCAAAGCGUAUGGUAAUGUACAGUGCUGUUCAGCGUAUAAAAGAAAUGGAGGCCAACGCAUUUUCCAUGUUGAAAUUUGAUAGAUUUUUCGCUGAUGCAGUUUGGACCAUGACUGAAGAAGCAAUUAAAAUUGAUUACCCUUAUAAAUUUGACAUAGAGGAAAUUUCCCAAAAUAUUAGAGCACUUGAAUGUCCAGAUUGUAAGGCAGAAAUUUCAGCUGAGACACCACCUCAACAAAUUGUUGACAUACUGGAAGAAGCCAGGUUACGUCUUUUAACAGCACAAAUAGCUAGUUAUCAGAAACAAUACUACACUGGAAUGCUUAACGAAGAUGCUGCCCAAACAUUAAUAGGUGCAGCAGAAAGCUAUAUUGAUAUUAGAGGAAAAUUUAUGAACUUUCAUGAGGUAAAGACAUAUUGGGAAAGCAAAGGACUACUAGCUUCCUUUAAGAAAUUGUUAUCUAAUUGGGUUUACAAUGUGGAAAAUGAAAAAUCUAAGCCACCAAGGAACAAGAUUCUGAAGCUUUGUCAUCAUCUUGUAUUUAUGGAUGAAUUUGAGUACAUAAGUUACAUUAUAAUAUUAUUGAAUUUAUUUCCCAUUCUAUUGGAUUUUAUCACACAUCCAGAGGAAACAUAUAUUAGAGAACUAAAAAUCUUUAACUACUAUUUCCUUGGUUUGUAUAUACUGGAGGCAUCAUUAAAGGCUUUAGCCAUGAGGAGGGCUUACAUCUUUCAUCGUUGGAAUCAGAUUGAACUAGUAAUCAUAAUAGUUGGACUCAUAGAUAUCAUGAUUAUUAAUAUCUUUAAGCCACUUCACCAAACAUACCAUAUGAUUAAGACUAUCAGGGUAUUCGGAGUCAUUCGCCUUAUUAGAGUUCUGCGUCUUUUGAAGCUUGUGAUAUCAAGACUGAUAAACCUAUUGGAAAAACAAAUAAACAAACAGCUAACCUUUAGAUAUGAUAUUGUUAAGGGUUAUCUGCAAGGUGAAGAAGAUACAGAAUAUUUAAUUGAACAGAUUUUUGGUUAUGAGACAAUUUCUAAGGAAAUAAAUAAAAUUAUGGAAAAGAAUAAACAAGAUGCUAUGAAAGAGCUAGGUUUAAUGCAGCGUGAUUAUCCAGAUAUUGUUUCUGCUGUGCAAACCAAACAGGCAGUCCAAACUGUGCUAAACACAGCUACGGGAACUCUUGAAGUAUUGAUAUCAAGUGGAAUUUUUGAUAAAAAUGAAGAAGCAAAAUUACAAAAGAUGAUUCUGCAAAAAAAAAACAAACUUGGCACUCUUCCAUCUACUAUUGCAUCACCUACCACAGAGGAGCAUUUACACAGUAUCAGUUGGUUAGAAAAUGAAAAGAAACAAAUUGAGUUCAUGAAGAAAAAAGCAAGGAUCCUUCGUUAUGACUAUGGAGACAAUAUAUGUCAGCAACAUGAAAUGCCACAAGGAAUCCACCUAAUUGUUUCUGGAGUGACAAAGCUUUAUGGUUACAGACCCUACUGUGGAGUUGAUAAAGAUAUAUAUGAACAGAGAUAUCCUACACCGGUGCCAUAUACUGACUACCUGGUCAUUGGAGCAAUAAUAGGAGAGUUGAACUGCCUAACUAAACAAGCAAUGGAAUAUACAGUUAUCUGUAAAACUGCUGUUCAGACGUGUUUUAUUUCUAUGGACGACUUGUCUGAAGCUUUUAAUGCGUUUUUACAAUACCCAUCUUUGGAAUAUAAAAUAUGGUUAAAACUUGCUCGUGAGAUCACUAGUAACAUUUUCAAGGAAAACCGUGCUUGCCAGGAUUGGUCAUGUAAAAAGUUGACUCAUGCUUAUAUGAUGGAUGUACCAACCCACGUCAAAUGCGAUAUUUAUGAUGGAUCCAUGGAUGUUGUUAUUCUUGUACAUGGAAGUGUAGAAGAUUGUCAACAACUGCAACAUUAUUUUGCACCCUGUAUUUUACCUAAAACUUGCUAUCAGGUACAAGGAACUUCUGCAAUAACAAAACUCCUAAUUAUACCACCUACCACCACUAUGGAGAGGAAGAGUAGUAGAAAAUGCAGUAAUGUGGAUCAAUAUCAUUCAUCUCGUCAGAGGCGGGUAACCAUUGGAAAGAUUGUGGAAACAGAUGGUAGCAGUCAUCAUUCAUUACGCUCAGAUUCUGUAAGUUUGAAACAUACCAAAUAUAAAUCUGUUUUGAAGUGAGCACUUUCAAUUUAACCUUAAGAAUACUGUACAAGACAAAAGACAAGAAUGUUCACUGUAAGGGGAUUAUACUUAUUUUUACAUUUCCAAAAGCGGUCAUCACAAAUAUCUGAGUGAAUGUAGAGGAAUAAGACAACAUAGUGACUAAGAAAACAAAAAGAUUGUUGCCCUCUUUAAUA
Molecule: messenger RNA, 3671 nt
Organism: Malaclemys terrapin pileata
Lineage: Eukaryota; Metazoa; Chordata; Testudines; Emydidae
Product: sodium/hydrogen exchanger 10-like
Exons: 26
Coding region: 1-3492 (1163 amino acids)
Biological process (GO): proton transmembrane transport
Cellular component (GO): membrane
Molecular function (GO): monoatomic ion channel activity; sodium:proton antiporter activity
Source: RefSeq, a predicted model, not a curated record